This is a messenger RNA of Fusarium coffeatum, 318 nucleotides long. RefSeq lists its product as uncharacterized. The transcript has a single exon. The coding region runs from base 1 to 318 and encodes 105 amino acids. NCBI's taxonomy places the organism in Eukaryota, Fungi, Ascomycota, Sordariomycetes, Hypocreales, Nectriaceae. The record is from RefSeq and is a predicted model, not a curated record.
AUGUCUGAUAACCAUAACAAUCACAAGAACAGUGACUCUCAACCCCUGAGCGAGGAGACCCGCGAAGAUCUCCGUCGCAUGACCCUUGGUCUCACUGACCAGAAGACCAUCGACACCCUCACUCGAGUCGGUAUGAUGGCUAAGAAUAAGCGAGAGAGCUCUCGAGCUCAUCGUGAGCAGGCCGCCGCCCGUGCCGAGGCUGAAAAGGAAGCGACCGCCAAGAAGAAGGAUACUCUCGUCGAGGAGACUGCUAAUGAGGAUGGCGGUGCCCAGGAUGGAGGUACCAAGUCUUGCAAGGAAAGCAACAAGCAGACUUAG